AUGCAAUAUGCAACUGAAAAUAUUAUUCCUGUGACACUUGAGCUUGGUGGUAAAUCACCAAACAUCUUCUUUGAAGAUGUCAUGGAUAAAGAUGAUGACUAUUUAGACAAAGCGCUUGAAGGCUUUGCCAUGCAUCUCAAGAGCAACAAGACAAAAUCUUGGGUUGUAUUGCAACAGGUCGUGCUGAAGGUGCUCAACUGCUUACAGGCGGUGGUGAUCGUCAGGAAGUCGGUCAAGGUGCUGGUGUAUGGUCGCGUUCUGCGCAUACCUCUUAUCGUGCGGGUCGUGCGAUUGAAGCUGGUCGUGUAUGGACCAACUGCUACCAUAUCUACCCUGCACAUGCUGCAUUCGGUGGUUAUAAGAAAUCAGAUUAUGGUUGUGUAUUGCCAACACUCGCUACAGAAGUCGCACGUUCUGAUGAGGAGAUUAAACAACGCUAUCAACAAGAAUUACAACGCGGUCAUGCCCUAUUUACUCAACGCCUCGGGAGUGAAGAAAAAGCUUGGGGCGUCUUAUGUCAACUGGCUGAAUUACUUGCCAGUUCAGCAAUUUAUACAAAUCAGGCGUUUAGAGUCGGGCAAAAUAUCUUGGCGUUACAAUUCCAUGUCGAAGUUGCGGCAGAUGAUAUGGAAAAAUGGCUGA
Oppiella nova is the source of this 642-nucleotide messenger RNA. The record is from the annotation of a GenBank genome assembly. NCBI's taxonomy places the organism in Eukaryota, Metazoa, Arthropoda, Arachnida, Sarcoptiformes, Oppiidae.